This is a messenger RNA of Dermacentor albipictus, 2838 nucleotides long. Its product is annotated as serine-rich adhesin for platelets-like. The record is from RefSeq and is a predicted model, not a curated record. NCBI's taxonomy places the organism in Eukaryota, Metazoa, Arthropoda, Arachnida, Ixodida, Ixodidae.
CGCUGCGCGUCUGCGCAGCAGUUAGUAUUGGGGUUGGCGGCGUAUAGAGUAGCGCUCUGCAGUACUGCUGGUCGAGCGGCUUUGUUGAGCCAUUGUCAUUGUACGCUAAUUUCUGUCCCCGAAGCCUGUAGGCCUUUAUGCUGUUUACGCCCAAGAGCUUGUAGGGAGAAUCACGCGCAGUGGGUGCGAAGUACGAGUGUAACGCUUUAAUUGUGUUGACGGGAGUAGGGCCUAGGACAGCCGCGUCCAUGACGGUGAAGACAUGUUUACGCGCUACUGAAGGCACUACUGUUCGUUGAACUGCAGCUGUUUCUUUGUUGCGAUUCUGACCUAAAAUUAUUGCAUUAAUUUCGUGCAGACAUUCCGCCUGACUUCCAGGUUAUCCAGCGAAGUCAUUUCUGACGUUUCCUAGUGUUGCCGCAAGCGUUCGACCUACAAGUCGGCAGGUGGGUUGCGCGUCCGCUGUCGUCUUUCGACUGCAAGUCUUCAGGUUACCCAACAGUUUUUCGAGCAAUGGAGUCCCCAACGAAGGUCGGCACGGUCAACGGCACGCUACAAACGGCCACUAAGCAUCAGGACAUGAGGCUGGAAACCGGCGUCGAAGGUAAUGGCUACGGCCGCGCGGAAACCAUUGAAGAUAUCAUAUCGGAACUCAACGCCACGGCCAAGAAAGACGUACCGUUGUCUGAAGAACCUUUCGACGUCAUGUUGCUCGGACAACAAUCCCUUGUUCCUGACGACCGGUGCGAUCCGACUACAGAUUCGAAGGCUCCAGCAUCCAGCAUUGUAGACGGCUGCGAACGGGACAGCACGCCGGCUUCCACGCGUGAAGAAUCCAAGCCACCGACUGUAGCGACGAGCGUUUCCGUCUCUGCAGAAGGUGAGAACAUUGUAGCGUCACGCGCAAGUGAAAUUGAUUCAGAGGAUGCCAGCAAAGUAGAAAAUGCAGCCAACGGCGAUAGCAAUCAGCCUUUAAAAUGCCAGAAAGCUUCGGAAUACAUAAACACACUUGAAACUGACGCAGCAGAAAAGCCUGUGAAUGAAUGCAAUGACAAAGAAACAACCAAGGCUGUCCCAGAUUUGACGGACGCAGAUGUUGGUUCAGACGAGGUUAUCACAAGUGAUAUAAAGGCUCCAGAUGAGGCUGUAAUGUCACCCCGCAGGACUGCCCGCCAGAGAACGGCCAGUCUAAAGUUGACAGAGAGUGUCACCAGCACUCCCAGCCGCAAGCGUCGCCAUGGCAGUGAAGCUUCUGAUGUGUCUUCUGUUGAUACACCACCUUCAACAAAGCAAGAAUCAAAACAAAGUUGCAUUACAUCAGACAGUGAAGUUGAUGUUCCCCUUGCAAAAAGGAGGUGCAGAAUGUUAAGUGCUGAUGGUAGUGGUACCAAGGCCACAGUGAAAACCAACAGGCUUACUUCAGACAGUGAAGGUGACAGCCCUCUUGUGAAACUAAAGCGCAGUCCCAAACUUGCGAACAGGCUUGCUUCAAAUAAUGAAGGUAAUAGCUCCCUUGCAAAAAGAAAGCGCAUUCCCAAACUUGCAAGCAAGGUUACUUCGGAGAGUGAAAGCGACAGCCCACUGGUGAAAAGGAUGGACAGUGCCAAAGUGGCAAAGAAAAUAACAGAGCAUAGUCAAACAAGGAAAGGUGAUGUACAGUCUGCAGAGCCUCCUAGUAAGAAGAUAUCAAAAAAGAACCUAUUGGAGGAAUUCCCAGAAAAUAAAAUAGUGGUGAAAAGUGACAAUGACGGGCCAGGUCUGCAAAGUUCUGAGCAGAAUAGCACCAAAAGAGGCAAGCCCACAGACAGUAAAAGGGUGCAAAACUUGGUAAACAAGGCUAAGAGAAAAGCUGUUCAUGAAGAACGUCCACUGAGCAGCACAUCUGUCGAUCACAGCACACAUGAAAGUCGUGAGGAGUCGUGCGAGGUCUCCAAGCCAAAAAAGGCCAAAGACAAGGCUGGCAGCAACGUUGAGGGCAUUCUGGACAGCAGUGGUGCAGCGUCUGCCAUGGUUGGAAAAAAGAAGAGGCUCAUGAAAUCUAAGGAACUAAAGAAUGAUAGCGCUAUCAGUCUGAAUGUUGGAGACAUUGGUGGCAGUGUUGACACUGAAUCAGAUGAGACAGGGAACAGUUUCCUCGAACAGAAUAGCUUUGCCCAGUCAGCUGAAGCUGUGUCAUCGUGGUCGCCAAACCAUUUUAAAGCCUCUGAUCAUCGUCUUCAGAAAUCCAUCCAGCUAAGUCUUAAAGACUGGGUGCCAUCUGUCAGACCAUCCUAUCUGACUAUCGAAGUUCCGUCAGUUAAUGCAAGAAGGAUGUGGGGCCCCGGUUUCAGUCGCCAAAGGCCAACCGUUGUAUUUGGUGGAUGUGACCCACUGAAUACAUAUGUAAAUGUGGACGGUGUUCGUGUUCUGCUACUUCAGUGGCAGAAGGUCUCAAAUAUCAUCCCAACCAUUCGCCUUACGGACAUCUUUCAGUGCUUCAAGCAUACGUGAACAAACUGUUUAUUCCACUAUGAAUACCUCCAUGCUGCUUCAUUUAUUUUACAGUGUGUUGCUGUUCGUGCUUCGCAUCUGCAUUUCUUAUGGCUUUCUUUUUCUGCACAUCAUCACUGUUGGCAUGACAUUGGUCUGGUCACAACAAUGAAUUACACUGUUGAUCAUUCAGAUUAGGCACAAAUGUUCGGCAGCAUUUCUGUUGUUCCCAUUGGACCUGUGUGGUUUCUCAAUUGUGCUGAAGUAGUGCAUGCUACUAGUCUUCUGUUUGCAAUGUAUUUUGACCACCAUACUCUUCUGUCGACAGUGAUCUUCAUGCUUCUUUUUUAAAUAAAACAUUGUAAUGGA